This is a messenger RNA of Plasmodium relictum, 1863 nucleotides long. RefSeq names its product conserved Plasmodium membrane protein, unknown function. The transcript is spliced from 3 exons. The coding region runs from base 1 to 1863 and encodes 620 amino acids. The record is from RefSeq and is a predicted model, not a curated record. NCBI's taxonomy places the organism in Eukaryota, Apicomplexa, Aconoidasida, Haemosporida, Plasmodiidae.
AUGAAGAAAACAUUAGAUAAUAAAAACAUUUUUAAGAAGGAUUCUGAUAUUUCAAAGAUAAAAACCCUUAUGAAAAACAUUUCUCCUUUAUUUUAUAUAAGUGAAUUUUUUUAUAUAUUAUUUUUACGAUACAAUGAUUAUAUAUUAAGUACAACUUAUAAAGAAAAAACGAAUGAAGAAAUUAGGAAAAACAUAUAUAAUAUCUUAAUACUUUUGUAUUUUUUAAAACCUUUUAUGGCAUUUUUAACAGAUAAUGUACAUUUUAAUUUAAAUAAUCUACUUAUUUUUUUGUCCAAAAAAAUAUUUCAGAUUUACAUUUUUCUUCACCAACUGAUGUUUUUUUGCGGUAAUGCAUUAUAUAAAGCAAAAUAUUUUUUUUUUAAGAUAUUUUUCAGAAAUUACUUAAAAGAUGGAUUAUCAGAAUCAUUAUAUUUAAAAAAAUAUGUAUUCGUUAAAAAGCAGUAUACUGGAAGCUUUUUAUACUUACCUUUAAACAGAAAGUAUUAUGUUCUUGUAAGUGAGUUUUUGACAAGUUUAUUAUUAGUAUUUAUUUAUCUUUUAAAUAAGAGGAUAAAUUAUUAUUUUUAUCUUACUACAGUUUUUUUAAUUUCAAGUCAUAUGUUAUUAUCUUCAUGCAUUUUUGAAGGGGUAGUAGUUGAAAGGUGCAAAAAAUUAAUGCAUUUUGAAAAGAUUUUUUAUAUAUCCUAUGUGAUGUGCAUAAAAAUAUUUUUCUCUCUUAUUUUAUAUUAUACAUAUAUUACUAAGGUAAGUAUAUUUAUUUUAAUAUUAAAAAGUUUAAUUGUAUUCAUCAUUUCAUCUUUAUCAAGUGAAGAAUUUUUAUUAACAAAUAAUUUAAAAAUACGACAUAACAUAGUUUUAAAAUGUGAAAAUGGAGAUAUUGAUAUUAAAAACAAUGCAAACCUUCUGUCUCAACUUUCUGUUUUAAAAAAAAUAUUGUUUAAUGAAAAUUUACUUAAAACUUUAUUUUUAUUAAUGCUAUUUAAUUCUUCUAUUGAUACAAAAUUUUCAAUAUUUCAAUAUGGUGUUCAGAAUUUUAACUGGCCUCGUUCUUUAAUGAAUUAUAUCCCUUUGGCAUCACAGUCAUCCAAAUUGAUAGGAAUAUCUAUAUUUCAAUUAUAUACCAGCAAAAAAUGUUACAAAAAUUAUGCUAUGAUAGUAAUAUUAUUUAAUUUAUUACUUAAAAUAUUUAAUUUUACUUUUUUAUAUUAUUGUAAGAAUACUUAUGUAAGCCCCUUUUUAUUUUUAUUUAACAUAAUAGUUCAAAACAUUUCAAUAAAAAUUUUAGCAUUGCCUAUAUUAUUUUUGUGUAUAGAGAAAACGCCUUUAAAUUUAGAAUCAACAAUAAUAAAUAUAUAUAUCUUUUGCUUUAAUUUAUCAAAUUUAAUUAGUAAAAGAUAUUUCAUAUGGAAUAUUAUAUUACAAGUGUCAAAAAGCGUUUUUAUAAUUUUAUUACUUUCCUUUUUAACUACAUGUGCUAGCUUACUAUAUUAUUUUAACAUUCCAUUGGAUUCAUUAAAUAAUAUGAAUUCUUCAUUAUAUACAUAUGAAAAGGAAGACAUGAAUUUGAAAUUGGGAAAAAUAGAGAAAACUUAUUUUAAGAGCAAUUUAUUUAACAAACACGAAAAAAAAAACUCCGUUAAGAAAAGUGUUCGUUUUAAAGAGGAUUUACAAAUUGUAAAAUGUGAAGAUGAAGAAAAAAAGAGUAAAAAAAAUUUAUUUAAAUUUUCAUCUGAUUGUAAUUCGGAUAGUGAUCAAUGGUUGAUAGUUGAUAAUUUAAAGAGUAAUACAAGGAGAAAGUAUAUAGAACAUAAUUCAAUAAAUUUUUCAAACAUGAUGUUGUAA